AAUAACAAACGGAAAUAACAACGCAACACCUCUGCAGCAGGAGCCAUGUCAAUGUCACCGCUGAGGCACAUUAAAAAAAGUUCAAAGUUUUCGUAAGAAAGAGAAGGACACAAAAUUAAAGAAUCAUUUUAAAUGAACUUGUCUCUGUCAUGUUGUCCUCAGUCAUCCCCAUUGGGAGUAAUAUAAACAGACAUCAGAUAUAUCUUUAAAUGGAGGAACUCGUUUGGUUUUUCAAAUCAGUACAGUGAGGCAGAACUUUACUCAUGUAGAGUUAUUUCCCUUCAUUUUACUCAUCCCCAGCCAGUGUCCUCCCUCAACACCGCCCAUCUCCUGCUGGAGAGGAUGGGUGUGGAUGCACAGUGUCAAAUUACAGACACAUCACAGACCUGCUCAACAGGCCCCUCUCCCGCUGCCUCUGCACUUUGAUUGGUUGAGACCCAACGGCUACAUUUAACCACCCAGUUUCCUGCAUGGCAAAUAUUUCUUUUUUUUUUUUUUUUUGUGAGAGAGGAAAUGACAUCAGAGCACCAAGACCUGCCACAAAUACACUGAAAACAGAUGAGGAACAAACGUCUUUCAGAUGGCUUUUUGACUGACAAAGUUCAACCUCUGUUGGCAAAAAGGAACCUGUGAGGCAAAACAUUCGGGCCACAAACAGCUUUAUGAAACGGCCCCUGUGAUGUCUGGACGCGAAGAGACUCCACGAGGCUCUGCACGUCAAAGCGGGACUGUUGUUUUCUUCUCAAACCCUUUGAUGAGUGAUGCUGAGUCAGACUGGUCUCCAAUUCACGAUGCUGCCUUUAACGGACGUGUCCUGGCUCUGCAAAAACUCAUUGCACAGGGUACAUGUGUAAAUAUGAGCACUCUGGACCAGGUUUCUCCCCUCCAUGGAGCGUGUAAACAAGGCCACGUGGCUUGUGCCAAGCUUCUGAUGGAAAAUGGGGCAAAUGUAAACAGUUCAACAGUGGAUGGACAAACCCCCCUGUCAGAAGCUUGCGCCCAGGGCCAUGCGACCUGUGCAUCGCUGCUCCUUCAGCACGGGGCGACUCCCUUAGGGACCAGCCUGUCCAGCUCCCCAAUCCACAGGGCUGCAGCAAAAGGUCACCCAGAGUGCAUCGAGCCCCUUGUUCAGCACGGUGCAGAUGUGGAUCAGUAUAUCGAGCAGUCAGGGCCCCCUCUACACACUGCCUGCUCCAAUCAGCAUCUGAGUACUGUGAAGAAACUGCUUGAACUUGGUGCUAGUGUGAACAGCAGUGUGUCUGGUGACUCGCCGCUGCACAUCGCUGCCCGCCUCUCCAGCCCUGAGCUGGUGUCUGUCCUGCUCGACCACGGGGCCAAUCAUUCCCUCAGGAACUCGGAGGGCAAACUGCCCCUGGACCUCGUACCUCCCGACAGCCUGGUGGAGAGACUGUUGAGACAAGCAGGAGGAGUGUCUCCUCUAAUGCAGCUGUGCCGGCUGCGCAUCAGGAAAACUGUGGGCAAACGGAGGCUGGAUGGGCUUCACGACCUUCACCUUCCCACACAAGUGAAACAGUAUCUCCUCUACCAAUCAAACCGAGGGGAAGAUCAAAUGCACUGAUCAGCUCAGACUUUCAGUGGGAGAUUCUGAGUACUUCACUUCGAGGUCAGCAGGGGGUGUACUUGUAUAAUCUUAGCAGUGAGAAGACCACAUAAUGACUCUUGAUGGCGACAGUAAUUAACUGGAAUUCUCCACUGUGACAAAUCUCUGUAAACAAACUGAUUCUCAAGAUCAGUCUUGUCUUUUAAGUGUAAACAUGAAGGUCUCGGAGCAAGUUUAUGUGAUGAAAUAUUCAUUAACAAUAACCUAUACAUAUUUAAAAUGAGAAUAUGAGCUCAUAAAUUCUAAUAAAUGUUGCAAAAUUAAUGUUAAAGUGUAAUAUGCUGAAACAAUAUUUGUUUUAAAUUAGAAGUCUCCACAUUCAGCUAGUAUUGCAGUUUCUGUUCUGCUGCUGUAUUGAGAUUUGUUUUCCAUGACAUGACAGAUCACACAAAUGUAUUUGUUUACACUCUAAUCAUCAUGACAAUAGAUAAUAAGAAAAUGGGGGCAAUUUUUUUCUACGAAUGUCAAAUUAAAGAUAUCAGAUACCGUCUCAGGCUGGAUAGGAAAUACAUGUAGCUGGGGGGGAGGCUGCUAGAUUUUCUAAUCAUUUCAAGCACAGUCAUAUUCUGCUGAGUCAUGAUAACUAGUACUUAUGAGUCAGCAUCCAGUUCAUAUAAACCAUGAGAGAUUUGAGUGUGCAGAAAAUCCCCUUUUUCUUUCUUUGCCUUUUCUUUUCCUUUACUUUAGUUUUUGGUUUCUGCCGUGUUGUUUUGAUUGUAAAGCAGUAAUAGAACAUUAUAUACAUAUAUACAUACUGAUAUGGAAUAGUCUGUAUUUGUAGGGCCACAUACACUGUGAACUGUAUGACUAUAAAGGACUGUACAAUUUGCUCAU
This is a messenger RNA of Scatophagus argus, 2455 nucleotides long. Its product is annotated as ankyrin repeat and SOCS box protein 9-like. Gene Ontology annotation, molecular function: protein binding. The transcript is spliced from 7 exons. The coding region runs from base 680 to 1579 and encodes 299 amino acids. The record is from RefSeq and is a predicted model, not a curated record. Gene Ontology annotation, biological process: intracellular signal transduction; positive regulation of protein catabolic process; protein ubiquitination. Lineage: Eukaryota; Metazoa; Chordata; Actinopteri; Scatophagidae.